Messenger RNA from Nomia melanderi (Alkali bee), 4057 nucleotides. The record is from RefSeq and is a predicted model, not a curated record. Lineage: Eukaryota; Metazoa; Arthropoda; Insecta; Hymenoptera; Halictidae.
AUCAACGAGAGUAUCACAGGUAUAAAGUAAAACGAACUUGUUUGAACUAUGUAAUGUGUUCAUGUGUAUAUUCAGUUACGUUUUAUACGUUUUACCAGUUUAAAGAUAAUCUAACAACAUUGUACUAUUUGUUAGUCUGCCUGUUGAGAACUAAGUGAAUGUAAAUUCAGUAUUGAUCAGUAAUAAAAUAUUGUAACCUGAGCAUAAUACAAUAGAAGCUAAGUUGUAAAUUGCAAAAUUCUACAGUAUGAUCAAAACACCUGUGUCUGUUUUGCAAGAAAUGAUGGUGAAGAAUCAGUCAGUGCCUAAUUAUGAACUUAUACAUGAUGGAGGUGGUACGCAUAUGAAUACCUUUACCUAUCAAGUUACAUGCGAUGGACUCAUAGCAGUUGGCACUGGACGUUCUAAAAAAGAUGCAAAACAUGAAGCUGCAAAAGCAAUGAUAGAAGCUAUAACAGCACAAAGAGGUUAUCCUCAACUUCCAGCGUCACCUUCACAAUCACCCCUGAGAACACCUUUGCCUCCAGUAAUUCCAGAAACUGAAAGGCUGCCACCCAAUGUGCCAUUCGUAAAUGCUGUGGGUGCUUUAAAAGAAGUGUGUGAUGAAAACAACUUACAAGAGCCUGAAUAUGUACAAAUUAGUGAUGUUGGACCACCUCAUGCAAAGAUUUUUACUUUUGAGUGUUUAGUAGCAAAUUUUAAAGAAACUGGUAUAGCAAGAACAAAGAAACAAGCUAAACAAGAGGCUGCUAAGAAAAUGUUACAUAAAAUAAUAGACUUAAUAGAUGAUGUUAAAGAUACAGACUUUUAUCAAAUGGAUUCAAAGGACAAUGAGGAUGAAGAUGAUUCUUCUGCUAUGGCAAAAUCUCUUUAUCCAACAUUAUCAAGGUUACCUUCAACAAAAAAAGUUAAUCUAGGUUUAAAGUUAUCUGAAUAUCAUAUUCAGCUGAAAAAGACUUUUAAUGUAAAUGUAUGUAAUGAUCUCAUUGAAAAAUUAAAGUCUCUUAUUCCACAUGAUCAUAGUAAUGUUUCAAAAGAAUUUGUAGAACAGUUGGAAUUAAGUUUAAAAAACGUUUUAUCAACUGUGGAGAUAGAAGUUACACUUAUGGAUUUAGAUUGUACAAAGACCAAUUCGUAUUGUAAACUUAUAAAAUUUAAUACUUCUCCUGAGACGGUACAAAUUGCAACAGGACAGACAGAAGAACAAGCUACAUUUAGUGUGUUACUAAACUCAAUUAACUUCUUGAUAUGUUUGCUACAAUAAAACUGGAAUUAUCAAGUAUACAAUAUACUGAAAAUGAGUUGGUAUUAGAAAAUGCUUUAUAAUGAGAGUACAGUGUAUAGUUUCGUAAAGUAUUUUUAGUAAAAUGUAUACAUAUUACAAUAAGCAUUAUGUAAAAAAAUUCAUUUAUUAUGCAAAAAUUUUUCUAGUAACACUGAAAUUUAUUUUUUGUUACACAUUUUUCAUAAAAUACUAUAUUUUCAGUUAAAUUCAAUUUAAAAACUCCUAAGUUUGAGAAAGCUUUACACUAGGGUAUUACUAAUUAUAAUUGUUGCUUACUGUUUUUACUUGGCAAAAGUAAACGAUAUUUGUAAUGUGGUCUCUUUUACAUUUAUCAUCUAUGUAAUACUUAUUAGCAAAUAAUUAUAAGGAUUAAUAAUGUAUAGUCAUAUAAUUUAAUUAAUUUCAAAUAUAUGUAAAAAAUAUUCUAUUUGAAAUAUUUUUUACAUGGGAGAAAGUAAAUCUGUAAUUGUAAGGAAGGGCUUAUAUUUUCUUAAAUCUUAAUAUAAAUUAUUUUUCUUUUACAGAAUUUGGAAUAAGUCAUGAUCCAAAUUGGAAAUAUGUUAAAUAAUAAUAUUAUUAAUAUCUUACGCUUAUUCCCUAAUUUUGGAAAAUUGUUAUUUUUUCUUUAAACGUGUUUACUGUAAGUUACACUUGAUUUCAUUUAUGUUGAUUUUAUUUUCUAAUAAUGUUACUUUAAUACGAAAUAAUUAUAUAGAAUUUUCUAAUUUUUUUUAUUAUUUUAUAAAAUGUUAUCCACAUAAUGAGUAAUAUACAAAUUUAUGUUCAUUGUUUCUUGAAUUUAGUUAUCGAUAGUCUGAAUAUAAAAAAAAUGAAAACUUUUUCUUGAAAAUGUACAGUCAGUCACAAAAAUCUAUAUGUAACACAUACUGUGGGGUGUGACGCGUAUGGUCGGAUACCGCAGGUAUAUUCGGACCGUUACCGACCGGGAUCGGACCGGGAUUAGUAUUUGUUGGGUUUAAUAAAUAAUGAUACUUCUUUAUUUAUUAAAUAGAAUACAAAUCUUAUUACAACAGGACUAUUGAUACGAAGGACAAAAUGAAAAAAAAACAAACCAACCAACUAAUAACAAAAUCGUUACCCAGAACAACAAAACAUACGUCGAUAUGUAUGUAUAUAUUAUAUAUAUGUGCUAUACUUUUCUAACAGUAUUUAAGACGAAUGUAAGGCCUUUUUUAGAGGAGUGUAGUUUCGUAGUUGAGAGAAGAGGAGCAGGGCAGAGUGGACUAGCGAGGGGGAGGGUAGUUUGAGAAUGUAGAGUAGUAGAUCAGAGUAGACCAGCGUGGAACAGCAUAGUAUUGCGUAGAAUAGAGUAAGAUACAUAGUUUAUUUUAAUUCUAGUCACUUAUAGUCCACUUCAAUAAAGAUACAAAUAUAUUUGUGCUAGUUCUCGCCAAAAUCUCCGGCAUCCCACAAUCUUUUUGGCGGCUCGUCCGGGAUUGAGCGAGCUGUGAGAUCAAGGCGUGUAUUUGUAAUAAUGGAUUAUGUGGAUUGUAAGGACUAGACAAGCGUGGUAUAUAAAAAAAAGAGUCAGUGAAGUAUAAACCAAGAAGUGUUAACGGUGAAGAUUUUGUUAUUAGGUGUCAUGAAUACUUUUUUUAUGAAGUUCCGCAAUACAGUUAACGAAAAUUGUGCGAAAGAUAAGUAUAUGUGAAAUUUUUUGAAUUAAAAGUUUUAAGUUUUUCUCCUCCGGAUAUAUUAUUAUUAUAUAAUUGUAAUAAUAAUAAUUAAUUUAUUACAUUAUUAUAAUAAUAUUACACAAGGGAUAGAAUUAUUAGGGACACAUUAGGUCAUUACAAACUUGUUUUUAUCGUUAUUUAUAUUUCUACUCACAAGAUGAAAAUAGCCUUCAAUAGUCAGGAUGGGAAAUAUAUUUUAUGUAAUACAGAGAGAAGUUAAGAGAUUGUAUAACUUCUUUUCACGAAAGUACAGUAGUAAAAAUUAAUGAAAGUAGAAAAAAUAUAAAUAAAAAUUCUUCCUUUUUUUGUACUACUUGAAGUGAGUAAACAAAAUGAUUAAAUUAUAAAUCAAAAGCUUGUUCAUAUAUUCAGUUAGUAAAUUUUAUCGCACCUUUGCGAUUUAUAAGUAUGUAUACAGGGUAAUGAUAAGAAGUGUAACCCUAUAACGGAAUCAACAGAGUAUAAAAGGUUAUCAAAUUUGAGUAAAAAAUACUAAUUAGUUUUAAAAGUCUUAAAUAAAUUAAACUUUUGUCAACAUACGUGCGUAGUUUCUUUUGAUAAAUCGGAUAUAUAAAAUUGGAUAAGUUACGUAUAGAUUCUUAUGAGUCUAAUGCUUCUGUGUAACAAUGUGUGAUUGGUUCGGCUGUUUUGCAGAUCAAGAAAACACUGUAAGCAGAAUUUAUCAUCCUCUAAUUGUUCAGUAAAUCGUUUACUGCAUAAAUCCAGUUUGAAAUUCAUGUAAGGCUAUAGUGGAUGAUUUUGCGAUUUUAAAGUUAUAGGAAUGAUAUUAUCUAUAAUUUCGUGUUGUUUCUCUCAAUGAAUUUUCAGAAACCAAACCGCAUUUGUAAUUUUUCUCUAUUGUAGGGGAUGGUUGUUUGUUUAUAUUAAUAGGCGUUUAAUUUGUUAUAUUAUUUAUAGAACACAGAACAAGUUGUCUAAUUCUGUCAGCUUGAGUUACUUGUAAAAUGAUUGUUAUUUGAAAGAAUGUUUUAAAUAAAUAUUCUAUAGCAUCGAAGGGGCGUAAAUGUAAUUAAUUUUUUGUUAUAUUGCUUUCUUAUUGGAAUAUGAAUUAACA